AGAAAGUACUAGCAUAAGCGUAGUGGCUUUGUUCCACCAUUCCCAAAGACGUCACUGGUAUGCUAGAGUCUAGUUAUAUAGCCUAAUAGGCCUAUUGCAAAUAAAAAGAGGAAGGUCUGAUAUCUUAAUCUUUGGACCGAGCAGUACGCAACGAAACCUGAUCAUCGCUCACAAUGGCUAAACCUGUGAUGAUUAGUGUUUUGGAGUGUGAUAAUCACAUUGAUCCCGACAGAUCAAAGUGGGGAGGCUAUGGCCCUCUUGUUUCCAAAUGGCUCAGGUCAAACGAUCGUUUGCAGGAACUCGCACAAAUACGUGUCUGGGAUGUCAAGAAUGCCAUGGACUAUCCGGAGCCAGGGGAUUACGAUGUGCUCAUAAUUACUGGUGCACCCGCAAACCCAGAAGGCGAGGAACCCUGGUUGGUGAAGCUCCGGGAGUAUAUCGAAAAAGAAGUCGAAACAGCAUCUCAUCAAAAGUUUGUCGGCUUUUGCUUCGGUCACCAGAUCUUGGCUAUGGCGUACGGGCUGUCCGUUGAAUGCAAUGACUCGGGGUACGAGUUCUCUGCAACAACUAUCCAACUAUCAGAUACAGGAAAAAGACUUUUCAACCAAGACUCUAUUUGUUUAAACGAGGGUCACCAAUUUCAGGUCAAAGAUCAAGACUUGGGACAACUCCAUAAUCUCGGCUCGACGGAUCAUACUCGCAUACAAGGUCUCUUUCUUCCUAAACGCCUUUGGUCGCUCCAAGCGCACCCCGAAUUUGACGCUGAAGCAUUGGGCCAAAUAUUAGAGUUCGCAAAAUCGAAAUUAUCUGAGGAGGAUUACCAAAAUGCAAGGGCAAGAAAUACUGACAAUGUCGAGCAGCAAGUCGCCUUGGAUUCAUUAGUUAAUUUUAUCUUAGAAUAG
Messenger RNA from Fusarium verticillioides 7600, 902 nucleotides. RefSeq lists its product as hypothetical. Gene Ontology annotation, cellular component: cytosol; nucleus. The transcript is spliced from 3 exons. The record is from RefSeq and is a predicted model, not a curated record. Bases 174 to 902 code for a protein of 242 amino acids. NCBI's taxonomy places the organism in Eukaryota, Fungi, Ascomycota, Sordariomycetes, Hypocreales, Nectriaceae.